CUCGUUUCUUACGUUAAAGUCAACCCCCCAGUCGCAUGCCAUUAAUAAAACCGUCAAUUAUAACCGCAUCCAUAAGAAACGGCAGAGUGGAGAUCGACGAUGGCUUCCCGCCGGCGGCGAAGAAGGAAGCUGCUAACCGGUUCCCUCCAGAUUAUUAUAUCCGACCCGCCCUGCGACCAGUUCUGCAAUCCAAAUAAGAACUCAGAGCACGGCCUCCCUUGCCCACUACUCUGCCUCCCUCUCUGUUUCUCCACUUGCAGACGAACCUUACCGCCGUUGCCGCCUCUACACCCCCCUCCCCUGCCGCCUUUGCCGCCUCUUCAUCCUCCUCCCCUUCCGCCGCCGCCGGACUUCAUUUCCCGGGACUCCUCCAGUCCAGUAAAGCACUUCCAGUUCCAGGUGCCUAUUUUCCUCCCCAUGCUCGCCGCCGGCGCAGCUCUCUUCUUCCUCUUCAUGACCGGCUACGUAGUCGUCAGAAAUUGGAGGAGGAGGGGGAGUGGCGGCGGCGAUUCGUCAGAAGAAGACGGCGCGGUUGAUGAGAGGAUGAGUAAUUUGGCGGAGGAUGCGGCGGACAAUCCGAUAUGGCACAUCAGAACCGUCGGCCUAGGGCAGUCGAUGAUAAACCGGAUCACCGUUUCCAGGUACAACCAGAGAGGUGAAGACGGUGAUUGCAGCAAUUGUUGUGUUUGCUUGAGCGAAUUUGAAGAAGGGGAGAGGGUUAGGGUUUUGCCGAAGUGUAAUCACGCCUUCCACAUCCAUUGUAUUGAUACUUGGCUUGCCUCCCACACCAAUUGCCCCAUCUGCCGCGCCCCGAUUUUAGUUCCGGAAGCUACCAUCUCCGCCGCUGCGGCGGCUCCGGGAAGCAGGGGCAGGGGAGGGAUGAUUGAAGAAGGCUUGGAAGGAGAGAGCAGAUCGGGUGUGGGAGAGAGUAGGAUUGAUGAAUUGAAGGGGGGGUCGUUAUUAUCAUCAAUGAAUAAUGGAGCUGAAACUGCUGGAAUUAGAAGAUCAGUUUCUAUGGACUUGGUUCCACAGAAUGGGGAAAUGAGGCCUGUAACAGGGAAGAGCUCUUCAUCGUCAUCUUCAUCUUCAUUAAUGGGUGAGGUAGGGAAGAGAUCACUUUCGUGCAGUGGAAAGAUAAUGUCGUCAAGGUACAACAAAUCGUAGGCGUAGGCUUAGCUAGAUAGCAACCUGAUGCAUGCCAUGGAUCAAGGUGGAUCAAACUAGCCGUUUGUAAGGUGAACUAGUGACCGACUAGAUAAGGUCGCACACACAUGAUUUCAAAAAGUUUCUGAGUUGUGUCUAUCCGUCUCGAUAGCGACUCGAUACGGUGUAAUUUGCAUUGUCAUUAUUCACCUCUGUUCCAAGUUUAAAUGGGAAUGGGAAUUGUAGUGUCUAAAUGUCUAAUAGUGCAAAAAUUAGUGUACUUACUAUGUAGAUACGUUGCCUAAUUACUUGUUUCAUCACUAUUAUCAUUUUCUAGUUUUAUUUGUUUCCAAAUUUAAAUACUUUUGUACAAUCAAAUACUUUGUAAUAUGUUAGCAAUUGCAGUCUGCCCCUCAUAAUGUAGGGUUUUGAGCGCAGUCAUUUGUGCGGAUCCACUUGUAGCACAAUUGCGUUUGUUUUUUCGAUCUGUGCAAUGGUUUCUUUGUCCUGA
This is a messenger RNA of Cuscuta epithymum, 1654 nucleotides long. NCBI's taxonomy places the organism in Eukaryota, Viridiplantae, Streptophyta, Magnoliopsida, Solanales, Convolvulaceae. The record is from the annotation of a GenBank genome assembly.